AUGACAAGAGAGAAGAAAACUGGAGGAGAGAAAGAAGGAAAAAAGAGAGAAGGAAAGGGAGAGGGGAGAGAGAAGAGAGAAGGAAAGGAAAGAAAAAAGAAGAAUAAAAAAAGAAAGAGGAGAGAGGAGAGAGGAGUGAACUCAGGAAGAGGAAGAAUAGAUGUGAGCCGUUCAAAUCAAUCGCACGGUCAAAAAUUCAACUUCGUAACAAAUCCGCAUUGUGGGAGUUCGCAAUGGAGAAGCGCCCUAUAUAUAUAUUUGAAAAAAAAAUUCAUACUUAAUACUUCAAUGUCAUAA
This is a messenger RNA of Prunus armeniaca (apricot), 297 nucleotides long. The record is from the annotation of a GenBank genome assembly. Lineage: Eukaryota; Viridiplantae; Streptophyta; Magnoliopsida; Rosales; Rosaceae.